AUGUCAACCAUCUCGCCGAAAAGGAAGAUCCCGUACCACCACCAUCAUGUCAUGCGACACAAGCCUCAAGCAGUACCGACACGGGAGCCGGCCCUGAUCGAACAAGAGGUGGUGGACAAGUUGCUGGUCGACUGUAUAAGGACGAUAUGCGAAGAAGUCGCGCUCAAGCAGGACAUCACGGACCCAGUCGUCGAAUCCGUCGUGCUGGAGUCAAUGGUCGCCAUGGUGGAUGAAUUCAUGCUGAAAUUCCUGUCCAAAGUGCGGCGAUCGAUGAUCGCGGCCCGCCGAGUCUGUCCCAUCGGAACCGAUUUCGAAACCGCAAUCGAUGUCUUAUACGUUCCCCGACCAGACGAUCAACUUCAACCUUACAGGACCCAGCCGGAGAUCAAUCCGCCUCUAUACCCGACCCCUCCUCCCGACGACGAAUUCCACAACCUCGUCGAACUUCCGGCCUCGUUCCUCGGUCCCGACCUGGAUGGUCAUGGCGAAUUGAAGAAAUUCUCCUUCACAACGAAAGGGCUUCCCGAGUUGCCUUCGGCGCAUACCUACAAAGACACACCCGUUUACCCGCAGAGAGAAUCCGACACGCGCAAGAUCAGAGAGUUGGCAACCCAUGAGGGGAAGCUGGGCGAGCAGGCGCUGCGCAAGUUGGCUGGGGCCGUGAAGUUAGAUGCCGCGCACACCCUGGAGACUGAGGCGUCCAUGACCAAGCAGAAGACUCCCGUGCGGCAGCAACGCCGGAAACGAUGGAAGACAGGCGUCAGUUUGUCCGAGGAGGCGGUAUUCGAAGAGACGGUGCGCGACUUGCUGGCCCAAGAGCCUGGCGGGUUUGAGCUGGGACCGAUCGUGACUUGUGAGAAGGCGUACCGCAUGCCAGACGAUGUCGCGGUCAAGAGAAAAGCACCUCCCAUCAAAGGCGGCGGCGGCGGCGGUGGUGGCUCAAUCCAGAACGAGGAGGAUACUGCGAUGGAGCUCUGA
Molecule: messenger RNA, 978 nt
Organism: Cladophialophora carrionii CBS 160.54
Lineage: Eukaryota; Fungi; Ascomycota; Eurotiomycetes; Chaetothyriales; Herpotrichiellaceae
Exons: 2
Coding region: 1-978 (325 amino acids)
Biological process (GO): transcription initiation at RNA polymerase II promoter
Cellular component (GO): transcription factor TFIID complex
Source: RefSeq, a predicted model, not a curated record